AUGGGUGAGUCAUUAAUGUACAGUGUAGUAAGGAGAUGUUUGGGUUGACAGAGGAAGCAGUAAUUGGAUGUAUGGGUGGGUUAGUAGUGUACAGUGUGUGGUGGUGAUGGGGAGUGGGCUGGCAUGGUUGGUGGUGAGGGGCUGUAUUAAAUAUAGUAGUGUACAGUGUGGUGGAAUGCAGUGAAGAUGGUGGUGGUGGGGAGGGGGGCUGGCGUGGCUGGCUGGUGGUAGUGGCUGUCUGGCUGACGUCUGUGUCUCCUCCUCUCUCCCGGCAGUUCAUGGCAUCAAGUGGACUUGUAGCAACGGGAACAGCAGCUCUGGCUUCUCAGUGGAGCAGCUGGUGCAGCAGAUUCUGGACAGCCACCAAACCAAGCCACCUCCCCGGACCCACAACUGCCUCUGCACGGGCACCCUGGGUAAGGGGGAGGGGAUAGGGGGUAGAUAGGGGGCAGGAGGAUAGGGGGUGAGAGAGAAAGGGGUAGGAGAAGUCAAAGGAGAGAAGGCAGGGAGAAGGAGAAGAGGUUGAGCUCAUACAUCAUGCUCAGAGUGAAUGUGAAAGUCUCAGGGUCAUGGCUCUCUUGUUUUGGAUUGAUAAAAGUUCAAGUAGUAUCAAAAGGCACACCAAACAAUCAAACAAUUACUUCAAUUACAAUUCAUUGGAUAAUUACAUGUGUUUCCAGGUGAUUUGUUUAGGUACAAAAGCACAGGCAGUAUUCUUAUUGUUAUUGUCCGCAUUCUGAUGAGCUGUUGUAACAAAUCAUUCACAGCCUUCCCUCAGAUUUAGUUUGUGUCACCAAGAUUCACUGUACCAUUCUACAUUCUUUCUAGAUGAUUGAUGACUUCUGCUGUAUCUAAUGCUAUCUCUUAGUAACCUCUCCUUCCUCCCUCUAACAGGUGCAGGGAGCAGCGUGCACCACAAGUGCAACAGCGCCAAACACCGCAUCAUCUCCCCCAAGGUGGACCCCCGUGGAGGCUACAGCAGUGGUCACUCUGAGGUCCAGAACAACGACGUGUCCGAGGGCAAGACCGAGCACAGCAGCCAUGGAGGAGGGGGAGGGGGAGGAGGGAAGAGCUCAGGGGGAGGAGGGGGCAGCGCCAGAGAGAAACGCAACGGCAAGGUCCACAAGCCUGUUCUCCUGCACCAGAACAGCACAGAGGUGUCCUCUACCAACCAGGUGGAGGUCCCUGACACCACCCAGAACUCCCCCGUGUCCAUCAGCAGCGGCCUGAACAGCGACCCAGACAUGGCUGACAGUCCUGUGGUGACGGGCAUGGGCCACGUAGCCUCCGUCAUGUCCGGCCUGUCCCAGAGUGUCUUCAUGUCCGAGGUGACCGGAGACCCAGUCUACAGCAUGUCCCCCACAGGGGGCCCCAACGCCCACCUCAUGGGCCCCGACGCAGCCUCCCAGGGCCUGGUGCUGUCCGGUGUGGUGGCAGACAGCCACAAGUUUGCCUUCCCUGGCGGAGGAGCUGGGGACGUUCCCGGAGGGACGGGGGGAGCAGACGGGCUGUCCAUGCUGUCUGCAGCCGGGGUGUCUGAGGAGCUGGUCCUGUCCAGCAGUCUGGAUGCCGGAGGCAUGAAGAUACCUGAGACCACCAUGAACUUCGACCCUGACUGCUUCCUCAACAACCCCAAGCAGGGCCAAACCUAUGGGGGCAGCAGGCUGAAGGGGGACGGCAGCUCCUCCUCCUCCUCCUCUUCCUCCAACGGCACCAAUGGCAGCAUGCAGCGCUCUCCCUCCAUGUCAGACUCUGGAUACAGCUUCAACUCUGCUCUGGUGAAGAACAUCAAGACGGAGGACAUGUCCUUCGAGCAGCAGCUGGCCACAGAGCAGGGUUACCAGGUGGGGGCGGUGGUGAGCUGUGGAGGAGGUGUGUCUGGUUCCUCUGGGGCUGGUUCAGCACAGGGCUCCCUCAGCCUGACCCCUGCAGGCUCUCUGCUGCCCUCUGGAGGAGGCCUGAGCCCCAGCACCACCCUGGAGCAGAUGGACUUCAGCGCCAUCGAUGCCAAGCAGGACUACUCGUCCGGGGCUGGGUCAGUGGGCUAUGGCCAGGCUAUGAACAGCCCCCACCUCUCACACCAGAGCCACUCGCCCAGCUUCUUCCUCCAGGACACUCAGCAGGCCGGCCAGGCCCAGCAGGGCAGGUCCUCCAUGGGCCAGAAGACUCAUCUGAUGGAGCACAACUCCCACGACUCCACAGCCUACAUGAGCCUGCAGGUGGUCAAGACGGACUCCCCUGGCAGCAACGGCCACCUCCACCACCACCACCAGAGCCACCAGGGCCAGCACAGGGCCAACUGCAAUGGGGGCUCCCCCACCGAGGGGCCAGGGCAGGGGCCUGGGUCUCUCCAGCUCCUGCAGUACCAGGGGGGCUUCCCUGGGCUGGGACCAGAGCAUGAGGAGGUAGUGGGUCUGGAGCAGCCAGGCAGCGUGAGCUCAGGCCAGGCCGGGGGAACAGAGAACGGAGAGGGUCUACUGAAGCCUGGGGAUCACCUCCAGGCCUGUGGAGGAGGCAACCUAGAGGGAGGAGGGGCAGAGCACUACCUCCAGCAGGCCAAUGACGGAGGAGGAAGUCAGGGAGGUGGAGGAGGAGGGGAAGGAGUGGCCAUGCGCAACGGAAAUGGCGUCAACAAUGACGGCAGCAACCGCUCCCAGCAGCAGCAGCUGCAGCCCCUCCUCCAGGGGGCUGGGAUGGUCCAGGGCCUCUACAACACUGUGGGCCCCCACCAGGGCCUGGGCGGAGCGGGCUCCAAUGGGGUAGCAGGAGGGGGAGGCAUGGAAAUCAGCCUUGACCACUUCGACAUUUCCUUCGGGAACCAGUUCUCUGACCUUAUCAAUGACUUCAUCUCUGUGGAUGGUAGUGGAGCCAACAUGACGGCCGGAGGAGCCCUCUACACACACCAGCUGGUGGGCAACCACGGCUCAGACGGCCAGGCCACGCCUAGCGGAGCUCCCCAGCAGGACCAGGAGGACGGAGGGGUAGGAGGGGCCCGGGGGGCAGGAUACAGCCCCUCAGAGCUUUGUCUCCAGCCCUGCUGCAGCCCCCAGUCUCUGGGUGGAGGGUCCGGGGCUGGGGGUGCAGGGGUGGAGCCAGGCUCCCUGGCCUACAUGCAUGUGGCGGAGGUUGUGUGUGCAGCCGUGGCCCAGGGGGCUCUGGGUAUGCUGCAGGCCACUGGGAGACUCUUCAUCGUCACUGACUACUCCCCCGAGUGGUCCUACCCUGAGGUGAGCCUCCACCACACUCUUAGUGCAUGAUCUCCCCCUUUAACUAUCAUUAUACUCCAAUUUAAUUACUAAAUAGUUUUAUAGUUUCAUUUUAGUCAAACAUACAUAUCAACAUAUUUUGAAUUAACUGCAAUAUCACUGUUCAACCACCGGUUGGUUGGCAGCUCAAUAAUGUAAUGUACAGAGAGAGUAAGUCUGUGUAACGUCAAUGACACUGUUCAACCACAAGAUGGCGACCACUUUGGUUAGUCAGAAAAAUGACUGUAAUAUCACUGUCCAACCACAGGAUGGCAUCCCAGUCAAAUAUACCACAGAGACAAUACAAGUCUGUGUAAUGUCAAUGACACUGUUCACCCACGAGACGGCAGCCCUUUCACUAGAUUCCAGGCAGCUUGAGGAUACAUCACUGUGUUCAUGUUAUUCAUACUGCUCUCCCCUAGAUGGCAGCAUGACAUUAAAUAGUAGCCAAAAUCACACUCGCUCCCUCAUAUCUAGUAUAGAUUCAGUUUAUCCAUUUCCCGCUCUGUGAGUCUGUGUGUUUAUCUGUUCCAGGGAGGAGUGAAGGUGCUCAUCACUGGUCCAUGGCAGGAGACCAGCUCUAACUACAGCUGCCUGUUUGACCAGGUCGCUGUCCCUGCCUCUCUCAUCCAGCCCGGGGUGCUGCGCUGCUACUGCCCAGGUAAGACUGGCCUCACUGGCCUGGCCUGCCACACCUUCUAUAUCCUUCCACCAGGGUUGACUCAAAACACUGUCUAUUUAUCAGGGAUAUCAGUAGUUUUCUUUUAGACUUGGCCUAUUUUUUGGUUCCUGGAGAUCAGCAUAUAUUACAUGAAGGUUCCUCAGUUGAGAUUGUGUCUCACUGGCCACUGAGAUGUUUUAAGAAGAAGAGUAUAAUGUUCCUAGGAGGUCUACAGGGGUUUAGGGUCAGGAGUGUUGGAGUUGUAGCAGUUAUCAGUGAAGCGUCUGACUCGGACUCCCUCUGUCUGUCUCUCUCCACAGCUCAUGACACUGGGCUGGUGACGCUGCAGGUGACAGCCAGUAACCAGAUAAUCUCUAACUCUGUGGUGUUUGAGUACAAGGCCCGUGCCCUGCCCUCACUGCCUUCCUCACAACACGACUGGCUCUCACUGGACGGUAAGAGACAGUCUCUAUCUAUCUGCCUCUGACCCUUUCUCUUUCUCUGCCUCUCUCUCUCUCUCUCUCUCUCUCCAGUUAUUUUUUAUUGUUUUCUAAUGUCAGGAAAUGUCAGAAUCAAUAGUUGCAGUGAAUCAACUGUAGUAGGAACUCAGUUAAUCAUGGGUUUGAUUUGGACUAGGACCAUGAAGAGCACCAGUCCUUGUGCUGUGUCUUUCAGAGGAUGCUAUUGUGUCCUGA
Messenger RNA from Coregonus sp. 'balchen', 4601 nucleotides. Lineage: Eukaryota; Metazoa; Chordata; Actinopteri; Salmoniformes; Salmonidae. The record is from the annotation of a GenBank genome assembly.